CAAAAGCGAAACGACACUGCCACUGCCAGACACGUUCACACGCACCAGAAGCAACGCAACAUGGGCGGGAAAUCGUCCAAGGAGAAGAAGAUCGUGGUCGAGGAGGUGCUGUACCGGGAGUUCACGUAUGGGCUGGCCGCCUCCGACUGUGUCCAGCACUACCUGCCUCCCAACUUGCCGAUACGACCGAUCCUGAACGAGGCGUACUUGACCGACUGCACCAAGACAUGGAAGCUGAUUGUGACUGCCAACACGGACCGCAUGCGGCAGUACGGCAAGUCGGGCAUCGUGUUGUUUUACGACGAGUUCUUCUUUCGCCUGUUUCAGCGCGACUUUACCCUCGAAGACGUCUUUCCCGACAUUGCCAAGCGAAGCGAAGUCAUCAUCAAAGCCAUUACGUUCAUGCUCAAGAGCAGUAGCGACGACCAGCGGCGUGUGGUCAACCGGUGCCACUUUCUCGGCCACCGGCACCGGUCGUUCACGUCCCUCCGCCCGCACCACUUUUCCCAGUACACAAGCACGUUGAUCGAGGUCAUGAUGUACUGGCUUGGCGAGUACGCGUCGCCAGACGUGGGUGCGGCCUGGUCCAACGUCGUCGGGUUCUUCCUCCUGCACAUCCUGGAAGCAUACUUGAGUGAGAAAGUCGACCCGUUCGAGAGCUACCAAAACGUCGUGAUCGGCGCCGUGGAGGAAAUCACGACGUCCCACGAAGGCGAGAGCGACAUCCAAACCGUCGAGCAGCUCGGUGCUGUCCCUUCCAGCUCCACGUAGCCACAACCCACCUACUAUUCAUAUUUCUACGAGGAUUGUCUUCGCACCCUCAUGUGCACAUUGGUGGCUUUGAUUCUGUUAACGUUGCGCUCACUUCUUCGUGCGACUGCGACUCGACUGUCCCACUCCGAACGUUUUCUUCCUUGGGUCGUGGUCUUUCGGCGCGGCAAUCGCAGCAAGUACAGCAGGUUCCGUUGGUGGCGGCGCAUGAGCGCAGUUGGGGUGUUGUACUUGGUAAGCUUUCGUCAAGAGCGGCAGUAUGGCAAACGCAUUUUCCCCACGCGAUGGAGGGGCGGUGGGGAUCGGGGGAGCGAGUGCCCCCGGGAUCAACUGAAGCGUCGAGAGGACGGA
This is a messenger RNA of Aphanomyces invadans, 1122 nucleotides long. RefSeq lists its product as hypothetical. Gene Ontology annotation, molecular function: oxygen binding; heme binding. The transcript has a single exon. The record is from RefSeq and is a predicted model, not a curated record. Lineage: Eukaryota; Oomycota; Saprolegniomycetes; Saprolegniales; Verrucalvaceae. The coding region runs from base 61 to 771 and encodes 236 amino acids.